AUGGCCAAACUGCCUAAGAUCAAUGUUGUGAAUGCCACUAAAACGCACAGUGCUAGUUUAUUUCUUUUUCAUGGCUCAGGUAUAUUCACAGUAUUUUAUUUAUUUUUUUUUUUUUAUAGGAAAUAAGGGUAAUAAAAUAAGAGUUGAAAAUUAUUUCUCAUCAUUGUCAUUUCAGGAGCUACUGGAACUAAUUUCAAGGAAUGGAUUGAUAUUUUGAACAGAGAGGAAUUAAAAUUUCCACACAUAAAAAUUAUUUACCCUACUGCACCUUUGCAACCCUAUGUACCUCUUAAUGGAAUGCAUAGUCAUGUAUGGUUUAAUCGUAAAAGUAUAUCUAUAGAAGCACAAGAAGACAUGGAAUCAAUAAAUUCAAUGUGCACGACCAUCACAGAACUUAUUGAUAAAGAAAUUUCUGAUGGUAUUCUGGAUAACAGAAUUGUUCUUGCUGGUACUUGAAAAGUAAUCCAGGAAUACACACUCCACCUCUUCUGCAGUUUCAUGGUAUUGCAGACAACUUGGUUCCAAUAAAAUGGGGAGAGGAGUUUCGCGACAAUCUAAAAGAACUUGGAGUGAACAUUCAGUUUAUACCAUUGGAUCGCACAGAUCAUGAAUUAAGCAGAACUGAGAUACAAUCCUUCAAAGAGUGGCUUUUGAACAUUUUGCCAGAGAAAAUUUCUGACUGA
Heterotrigona itama is the source of this 683-nucleotide messenger RNA. NCBI's taxonomy places the organism in Eukaryota, Metazoa, Arthropoda, Insecta, Hymenoptera, Apidae. The record is from the annotation of a GenBank genome assembly.